AUGAAUAACAACGAUGAAAUUAUAUAGAAGUUGGAUGUGAUUGUUGCAAAUUACUUAAAUCAACGAGAUCAUAAUGGUUAACUGCUAACUUAAAAAUAUUCAGAGGCUUACAUAUAUUCUUUAGUUCAGAAACAUUUAUUUGACUAUGAAGCAAUUUUUACAGCAUCACAAAAAUCUGUAAUUGAUGUCUUUGAUUUUAUAACUUCCCUAUUAAAAGUAUAUUUACAGUUAUCCAAACUUAGUUUACUUCAGAACCCAUAGAGGACACCUUAUUUAUAAUUGUAUAAGCCAUAGAUUUCUUCAAAGCAAUCUGUGAAGAAUACUAAACUUAUACUAUCAAAUUUUGUGACCUUUCAAGUUAUCUUUGUAAAUACAAUCCCAAUUUGGAUGAUGUAAAUAUCCAAUCUGAUUUUAAUAGAAGGAUGUACCUCUACAAAAUAGAACCAUAACUUAUCAUAAAUAUCCUCCUUUGAAAUAAUUCAAUAAACCAUAAAGUAGAUAAGUAAGAAGUAUUGAUUUAGAGGCUCCAAUCAUUCUUGGAACUCUAGGUCAUUAUAUAAAAAGAAUCAAUAAAGAUAAAGUAUAUAUAGAUUCUUAGAAAAACUAAAACAGUUCUAUUCUAAGAAUGUAAUAUUAAGAAUCAGAAUCUAAGAUUCUAAUACUCCAUCAAUAUAGUGAUUAUAUUAGUAUUUAUAAUCCAGAUUGUACAUUGUUAAAUAGAUUGAGACCAAAGGCAUAAUAAUUGAGAAAUAUUAUUCAUGAUUUUUGUUGGUCUGAAGAACAAUAAAGAAUUGGUAUAUUAUUUAAAGAUGCAUGGAUUUGUUUUAUGGAUUAAAGUGAUUAAUUUGAAUUGGAAAAGUACUUUACAACAAAAAUAGAUUAAAAUAGAAUAUAUUAUGUUCAAAGCAAAUGGAUGACUGUAGGUACUGAUUCAAAAAUAUCUAUAUGGAAUUUGGAAACUGAAAAUAGUAGUGUUAUAUCUCAUGAUCAAAUUAAAAAUGUUGUAAAUAUAGUUGAAAUAACUUAUUUAUAAUUAGUAUGUAUUGCUUGUUAAGAUAAAUUGACAAUGUGGGAUCUAUGGGAAUAAAAUAAACCUAAAUUAUUAUUUAAAUUACAAGUCAAUCAUAGUAGAUUGAAUAAUAUUGUAUUCUUUUAAGAAUAUCACUUAAUUAUAACUUCUGGGUUUGAUACUAAAGUUAAUCUUUAUUAAUUGCAUAAGAAAUAUAAUGAUGGAGAUUACGUUGGUUAAUUGGAAGGUCAUAAUGCUAUUGUUACAGCAAUCUAAUGUGUAGAGAAAUCUCCAAUAGUAAUAACAACUGAUGAUCGAUUGAUUGUAAAAUUAUGGGAUAUCAGAAUUAUGAAAUGCAUAUAAUCUUUUGAUUUAGAAAUGAAAUAAUCUAUCAAUUACAUUACUAUAAUGUAGAAUCUAUCAAGUGUAUGUUUUGCUACGAAUCGAUUAAUCGUAAUGGCUUUUGAAGGUCAUAAUAAAAAUCUUUCUUAACCUAAACCUUAAAAGUAAAGGACUAUACACUUAUAUCCUAAAUAGGUAGAAUUAAAUGCAAUAAGAAAAUAAUUGAUUGUCUCAACAAAUAGAGAUAUUCGAAUUAUCAAUUUAUCUAAUGGAUAAACGGAUACCAUAAUAAAGGCUAUGAUUGGUCAAACAGAUGAUAUGAUCAAUCAAUUUAAACGUAUUAUAUGUCAAUAUUCAAAGCAAUUCAAUAGUAUAAAAAGAUAGUACUUGGAACUACAAAGGGACUAAUUAAAAUAUUUGAUACAAAUUCUGGUGACUUAAUUAAAGAAUACUAAAAUAAUAGUAAUAAAAUUACUCAUCUUUCAAUUGAUUAUUAAAAUAGAAUAAUUUCUACAUCAUCAUUAGAUGGUUAGUUACAUAUCUAUAAGGAGAAUAAUUUAAAUUUAGAAUCCUUAAGAAAAGCUGAAAAUGUUCAUAAUGGUAUUGAUUAUUGUUAUGUUUCUUUAUUCCAUGAUUUGAUUAUUACAGCAGGUGUUGAUAUUGUAUGCUUAUGGAAUUUGGAAUUCACAAAACCAGUCUCUACAAUUAGAACUGAAUCACCUCCUAAAGGUGUUUGUAUUUUAGAUGGUUAUCGUAUAUUGAUUAUUGGAUGUAAAAUUAAUACAUAUUUUCUUUAAUUUCAUAAGAGUGAGGAUUAAUACUUUUAUUAAUAAUUAGGAUUUAUUCAAUAAAGUUGUUGUACUUUUACUGAUAAAAAUGGUACAGUUCUUUUAGGAUCUAGAAAAGGUUUGAUCUGUAAACUUUAAUUUAAUACAUAAAAAAGUUAAAAAGUAUAGUUUCAUCCAUUUAGAUAAAAUUGGGAAGACUAUAAUUUAGGAGUCAAUAAUCAUAAAGUUACUAGAUUUGUUAUUAGCACAACUCAUGAAUUGAAAUUAGAAUAAUAUUUUGAAGCUCAUAAAAAAAGAAUAUAACAUAUAGAUUUUAUAUCAUUAGAGGGUGAUAAUUUAUUAAAAGAAGGUUAAUCUAAAGUAAUAUCUACAUCUAAAGAUGGUUUUUUGAAAAUCUUUGAUUAUCCAUCAUUUGAAUUAAUGUGUGCAUUGAAUGUUAACCAUAUUCUACCACUAAAAUGGUCAAUUAUAAUUGAUGAACAUGAAAUUCUUAAAUUUAAAGUGGCUUUUGCAUUAAAAGUAAUUCAUUUUAUUAGAUCUUAACCUAAUUUGACUAUUAGUCAUUUAAGAAUGCUAGAACCUAAUUCAAUAUUUAAAAAUUUAUUAGGUCAAUAGAAAUUCUUUAAAUAAAAUAUAAAUGAUAAUAAAGUUUAAUUAUUAUAAGACUUUUAUGAACCUAGAGAUUUAGUAUUUCAAAAAGUAAAGGGAUUCUAUAAAAGUGAAUUAUAAGGACUUUCUUUGAAAUAAAUUGAAGAAAAGAAGAAAGUAUUACUUCAAGCAAAAAUGUUUGAGAAAGAUUAUACUGAAUAAAACUUUUAAUCAGAAUAAAAAUAAAAUGAAGAUAUAGGAAAUAAAGAAUUUAAAAGUUGGUAAUAAUUCUUACAUCCAAAUUUCAGAAAGAAUGGAGUACAAGGAGAAAUUGAAUAAAUUGAAAGAUUACAUAUGAUUCAUUAAUUUGAAAAAAAAUUAGAUUAAGUUUUAACUAAAGAAGAUGAUACAAACAUUAAGCCAAAUAUAUCAGGAAGAAGAUAUUCAAAAACAAAAUAAGAUAUCUAAAACAAAAGUGCAAAUAAAUCAACAAGAUUUAGAACCACUCUUCCUUUCUUUUAAUAUGCUAGUGAUAGAAAAUUGGCAUCAAUUCCUGCAUCAACUGAUACUUCUCAAAGAUCUACUCAUAUUGGAUAUGAUACUAUGAGAGAAGAAUACUCAAAAAAGAAAUUCUAAAGAGUUUAAUUUUUGACUUAAAAUAUUGGUUAAUUGAUCUCUGAUUUGGAUUAAAAUAAAAAAAAAUAAGGAUUAGAAAUAGGAGAAAAUGCUAUGAGAAAAACUAGUGGAUAAGUAUUUAAUUAAAUUGUUAAUAAUUUAAAUGAAAAACUAAGAGAUUCAAAAUUUAAGAAAUAUUCUAGAAGUAUGUGUAAACAAGAUCUAGAAGGAAUUUUAAUUGAUGCUCAUCUAAAUUCUAUGCAUUCUAAAUAAUCUUUAAGGAGAAUACCAUGA
Paramecium pentaurelia is the source of this 3636-nucleotide messenger RNA. Lineage: Eukaryota; Ciliophora; Oligohymenophorea; Peniculida; Parameciidae. The record is from the annotation of a GenBank genome assembly.